GCUAGAAUUUAGGCUUCUAGGACAGACAGCGAGCGACGGCUCCCUGCCCUGACAUCGUCUUUGCUCCGCUUUCGGAAGAGGAAACGGGGCGUGGAUCGUUACAUUUUAAGGGCUAGUUCAUUCUAUUUACGGGAUCUGUACGGAUUAUACCCAUCGGUGACUGGCUGACACCUGUAUGUGAGCUCCUCGCCCAGAGCCACGGGUCACAGACGGGAGGAGAGACUCGGUCAUCAGCAGCAGCCUGUUUCUAGCACUUUGUCCACACACACAAGAGCACGCACGCCACCAUGGAGGCCGUAGCCAAAUACGAUUUUAAAGCCACCGCCGAUGAUGAGUUGAGCUUCAAGCGCGGAGAAAUCCUUAAGGUAUUAAAUGAAGAAUGUGAUCAGAACUGGUACAAGGCGGAACUAAAUGGAAAAGAUGGCUUCAUUCCCAAGAACUACAUAGAGAUGAAGGCCCAUCCGUGGUUCUUUGGAAAGAUUCCCCGGGCCAAAGCAGAGGAGAUGCUGAACAAACAGAGGCAUGACGGAGCCUUUCUGAUCAGAGAGAGCGAGAGUGCACCUGGGGACUUCUCCCUCUCCGUCAAGUUUGGAAACGACGUUCAGCAUUUCAAAGUCCUUCGUGAUGGCGCUGGUAAAUACUUCCUGUGGGUGGUGAAGUUUAACUCUCUGAAUGAGCUGGUGGACUAUCACCGGACCACCUCCGUGUCCCGCAACCAGCAGAUCUUCCUGAGGGACAUCGAGCAGCAGCAUGUCCACCAGCACCCGACAUAUGUGCAGGCGCUGUUCGACUUCGACCCACAGGAGGAAGGUGAGCUGGGCUUCCGACGCGGCGACUUCAUCCAGGUCCUGGACAACUCGGACCCCAAUUGGUGGAAGGGAGGCUGCCACGGCCAGACGGGCAUGUUCCCCCGCAACUACGUCACGCCCAUCAUCCGGAACAUGUAACCACAGAACCACCACAAUAACACCGCCAACCAUCUGAUCUUCUGCGACCAUCCAUGAUCUUCAGCAUCUCCAUCACCUCCUCCUCCAGCCCCUGACGCCCUCACACCUGAAAGCAGGAGAACCAGGGAGGACUGCGGGGCGCAACUGAGAGAAUUAACUUUUUUGCUGAGAAUGCUCCCCCUCGCCCCCAAAAAACCUAACCCGGCGAGGACUCUGAGGGAAGAAUCGCGACCCUCCACUUUGCAACAUUCUGCCUUUCCUCUGCCCUUUUUCUGUUCUUUUUUGCUGCAUGUUUUAAUCACCUAAAACAAAAACGCCUACCAGUUUUAACGUAUAAAAAGCUAAAAAAACAAAAAAAGCUAAAAAGAAGAAAUGGUUUUUAAAAAAAUUUAAAGGAAAAAAACUGAUGCCAUUUACCGCAAGUUUCCAUGUCUGAGAUCAUUGGCACGUGAGCAUUGUACAAUAAAUCAACUAUAGAGAGAAUCCAUUUUUUAAGAAUAUAUAUUAUAUAUUUGUAUGUGUUUGUCUGUUUUACCUCUCAUCGCAAAUUGUAUUUUUUUUCAUUUGUAAAUUAUGUUUAAUCUUUUGUUAGAAGACCUUGUAGCCAUGUGCUGAAUUGUUUUGUUUUUCUUUUUAAUUUUUAGAAUUUAUCCAAGGCCUCUCUACGGUGGCCCGGAAGGACAAGUCACAAGAAAAGUAUUGAAAAACAACUAUGCCAAAAUGCCAAAAUUAUUAGGCAAAAAUGUCAUCUAACCAAAAUUUUGAAGAUUUGUAGUAGUAUUCUGAAAACAAAAAAAACAACUGCAAAUGGCCAAAUUGUAACUUGUUCUUCAAGGGCCACCAUACCUCUCAGUUCUAGUGAAUGAUAUUUCAAAAAGUUGCAACAAACCAUCAUUUUUGAGGGAAAUAAAAAAGACAAGUUCAAAACCAGGAAGACGAGAAGAGCCAGCACCCAGCUAGCAUCGAGCCAUGGACACUGUCACGCCCCAAGUCCGACCACUUUCUUUUCUCCAAAACCAAUGUAUUUAUUCAGCCAUUUGUACUCGGGCAGUGAAUGUAGCUGACUGGCGUUUAACAUGAGGGACACGCGGUUGGAGAACUGAUUUUCAAAUGACAUGCUGAAAACCCAAUGCAAGUUGAAAUAUGUACAGGUAGAUAUGGAAACGAUUGACACGGGGUCAUCAAAGCCUACAUCACGCAUGCAUCCGCUCUCUUAGCAUCACCCGUGGCACACAUGGACAAAUUGGAAAAAAGCAAGAUUGUCUUUCGAGAGAUCAGCUUCAACAAUGUACAAAUGUUAUGUUCUCAGUUGUUUUAUGUAUUGUGUGGUGUGUGUGGUCAAGCACUUUUUAAAGUCAUGUUUCACUCCUGGGGUUGGUUUGGCAAUGGAUUUCGACUGGGCUAGUGGUAAAAUGUGUCCACACUAGCAUGUUUUGUGCCCCUUAAUUAUUUGCUGAGUUUUGUGUAGUAAUUUUAGGAAAGUACUUUUAUUAUGGGAAAUGAAACUUGAACAUGACGAUUGUAUUCACAAUCCCAAUUGGUUGCUGAUGAAAAUAUUGUACACUUAUCCUUGGAAAAAUCAUUUGAAUGUACUGUAAUGUUGUAUAAUAUUCAAUAUAUUUUCAUUCAAAACUGACUAGGGUGGACAUCGGCUUUUGGAAUAAAUUUUGAUUUGACAGAUUUCAAGUGAUCAUUGGUAAUUAGGCCAUUACAAAUACUUGCUUUUUAGUCACUAUCAUGUUGUGAUUAAAUGUAUUUAAUUGAGUGGUUUAAAAAAUGAUUUUAGUGACACACUAGAAGUUAAUGCUCCACUAUCAAGUGUAGAUGAAUUGUUUCGACUGUAAUUAAUGUCAAAAGGUAAUAGACAAGGUUGCCCAAUAUUUCCAUGUUCAAUCUGUUUGUAUUAAAGAUCUAAGUUAUAGUUUAUCAUAACUUAACUUUUUACAGAAACUCAAUUUCUGAUCUCAUAAAACUUGAAAUUGUAAUUUUUUGGUCACAUUACUAUUACAAUACAAACAUUGCAAUAGUCAAAACUGUGAUUAUUUGACAAACUUUCCUUUACACUAGUCCAGUCUGUUUACCCGCCAGCCCUCGCUCCUGUCCCACAGCUGUUUUGUUGAUGUGUCAGUGUUCUCUCUGAUAGUGCCUUUCUCUGGUGUCCUCAGUGUCUCCGGCCCCGCUCCCUGCCACUGUUAAACCCCGCCCCCAGGUGAAGAACAGUGUACAUACCCCGCCCCCUUCCAUCCAGUCAACACACAGCUCCUUUUAUUUAAGUGUCUCGUCUCACCUCGUCUUACACAAUGAUACUGUUCAUGUUUUGGCUCUUUCUUUUUUUUUAUUUGCAUUUGUUUUGUUUUGUUUUUUUGUUUUCAAUUAAUAAAAAUGCAAUUAUUAAAAAAUGUGGAAUUGUGCAGGAGUUCUCUUGACAUAUUGGAAUUAAAUGUAUGUUUUUAUUUAG
This is a messenger RNA of Periophthalmus magnuspinnatus, 3405 nucleotides long. RefSeq names its product growth factor receptor-bound protein 2b (gene grb2b). Bases 288 to 947 code for a protein of 219 amino acids. The transcript has 6 exons. The record is from RefSeq and is a predicted model, not a curated record. NCBI's taxonomy places the organism in Eukaryota, Metazoa, Chordata, Actinopteri, Gobiiformes, Gobiidae. Gene Ontology annotation, molecular function: protein binding.